Papaver somniferum (opium poppy) is the source of this 480-nucleotide messenger RNA. Its product is annotated as chaperone protein DnaJ 1-like. Lineage: Eukaryota; Viridiplantae; Streptophyta; Magnoliopsida; Ranunculales; Papaveraceae. The record is from RefSeq and is a predicted model, not a curated record. The coding region runs from base 1 to 480 and encodes 159 amino acids. The transcript has 2 exons.
AUGUCCACGCCACAACUUCCGCAGCUAGGGCCUGGUGAGGAUGGGCAUAUCGGAGGUGAGGGUAGUGGUGGUGAUGGAGGUAGGGGAGAGGGAGAGGGAGAGGGUGGAGGUGGGGGAGAGGAAAAGGGUGGAGGUGAAGGUGGGAGUGGAGGAUUUGGUUUACAAGAACAAGGGCAGUUUAAGAGAUCCGUCACAAGCAGGGGCGGAGGCACAUGGAAGGGUAUGGAUAAGUUUGUGACCAAAACUAAGAGACAGAGAACAACAGAUGUUACAGAAUUGCUUUCAGUUUUAAGUAUGCCAAGUUCACAAGUACCUCCCCAAUCUUCUAAUACUGAUGGUUCACAAGUAGUACCUUCCAUCCCUGCUCCUACUCAGCAACAACAAGCAACUUCUAGUACUGUCCAUGAUGAGUUCUCGAUAUGGGAUCUUCAAACAGACCCUGCAAUGAAAAAGCCAAUAUCAAGUUAUCAUCCUAACUAA